Molecule: messenger RNA, 1948 nt
Organism: Myripristis murdjan (pinecone soldierfish)
Lineage: Eukaryota; Metazoa; Chordata; Actinopteri; Holocentriformes; Holocentridae
Gene: tcta
Product: T cell leukemia translocation altered
Exons: 3
Coding region: 391-696 (101 amino acids)
Biological process (GO): osteoclast fusion
Source: RefSeq, a predicted model, not a curated record
UAGAGCGAUAAGCACGGACAUGACCAGUUGCUAUGUGGCUAGGGCAUUUUGCAGCAGUACGUGCUCCUAGUGCUCAACUUUAUCGGAAUAGGUACAAAUAGCAGACGUCAAAACAAACUGCGCAUACUAGUAAUGAAAUGUGUUUGUUGCAAAGUGAUUGCAAUAGCGACAUUAUUCGUUAGCUGUAGCAUGGCGAGGUGAGGUGACGGGGCUGCGCGCUGCGUACUUUCCGGCACAUUCAUCACAACCAUGGUUACAAACAAGCCGCCGCUGGAAAUGGCGAGUGGCUUAUCCUAACGGGCUACAGCGGUGUUGUAAAGAAGAUAUGUUACGGACACAGACAUAUCAGGUGGCGCUUUGUGUGAUACGCUAGCUGGACAAGUGGACACAAUGGAGGAGCCGUGGGAUUUUGAGUUUUUGUCUCGCAUCGCUGACAGCUGCGUGUCUUUCCUCUCCGAGUUCGUUGACGACUGGCUCGCCAACGACAUGAGAGUGUCCAUAUUCAAAAUCCUACUCAGCUGGUUGAUUUUUAGCCUCGUCGCGAUUCACUUUGCGUGGAAAGUCUACGGAAACACAGUGAACGACAUGUACUACAGACAAGGUACAGGACAGAAUGGAGGCACACCUGACACUGCACCUCACCUGAGUGGAUGGGAAAGCACCGCAGGAGGUACACUGAAGACCCAUCGAGAGUGACAGUCAGGACAAUGCUAUGGACCCUGAGAAAACUGUUCAUACAGUAUGUGGUUUUAUCAGAACAACUAACCAGGCGACUCAGAUGUGACAGACGUAACUGUGCCUUCACGUUGUUUGAUAACAAUGCAUUGUCUUCACUGCAGUAUGAGGGAUGCCCCCACUGGCUUUGAAAAUGUGGCUGUCGUCAAGCAUACUGGACUGGGUGCUCCAGUGUCGACUGCCUCUCAGAAAUUAUUCUAGCCUAUCAGUAUUGGCCAAUGAGUACCACUUUAUUCUACUUAAAUGCCCAUCUAGAUUUGUUCAGUGGAUAAGACAGUUUUCCAUGGCUGAAAAGGCUUCUGGAGUAUGGUGAGCAGAGGGUGUUGUGUGUGAAUGUGUCAUUUGAGGACUCUUCAGAUACAUGCAUCAACUAUUGGGAGCAAACAGAAGUCUACUUCUAUUCAGAAGCCACUAAACAAGGAAAAUCUGUUGGACUUUAUUCAAGUGAUAUAUGCAAGGGGAAUACAAUGUAUGGUGUGCUUCACAUUUUAAUUUGGUUGGCCAUAUAAGAUGCUACGACAGGACACACAGAGUUUAACAGGAAGGGAGUACUUCAGACAGCUUUUUUUUAAGUGAUUUAAAUUACAUCAGGAUCAAACCAGAGUAAGUGAAUGAUUUCAGAUUCAGAGGUGACAAGCUUUGCAUGGUAUGCUUGGUUUUGAUCCACAGUGGUUGGCAGUAGCCAGGGCUGUUUAAAUUGUGGGUAUUUCAUGAAGAAUGGUCAUGGCUUGUUGAAAGACAGUAAUUAUGAAUAGUGGUUCAUGUCUCAUGUACUUAUUUUUUAUUCAUUAAUGUUCAGCAACUUAACAGUUAAAAAAAUGGUCUGUCUCACAGUCAGUUACUGAUUUACACUGAAGACCAGAAUCAGUCUGUAGCGCUAGACAGUGGGCUACAGGAUAUUUACAGAAAUGUUUGUUGAUGUGCAUUGUUCCUUAUUAAGUAAAAUGAUGACACAAUCUCAGCACAUUAAAUAAAUCAAAGUUCCUGAAAGAGUCAAGCAUUGCAGGCAGCAGACUGAAGAACUGUGCCAGCUUAAGUAUUUUUUUCCAGUAGCCCGACUGAUAAAUCUGCUUGUUGUGCUUUGAUGUCACCAAUGUUUUUCAACUCCAAAGUGCAGUAUGAUUGGAAAAUUUGAUUUCUUUAAUAUUAUCUGUCUUUUUCAGUACCAUUUGAUGUUGAAUGAAAGCACAUUAAAUCAUUAUUCUAAACCCAA